Rhopalosiphum maidis (corn leaf aphid) is the source of this 3620-nucleotide messenger RNA. RefSeq names its product inactive histone-lysine N-methyltransferase 2E-like. Lineage: Eukaryota; Metazoa; Arthropoda; Insecta; Hemiptera; Aphididae. The record is from RefSeq and is a predicted model, not a curated record. The transcript has 5 exons. The coding region runs from base 462 to 1880 and encodes 472 amino acids.
UCCGCAACGCGUCGUCACACGUAUCGCGCCGGCCGGUCGACCACGACCGUGCAACCACACAGUCCGUCAACGCGUAUGCCGCCGCCGUGUACUCCCGCGAGUGUUAGCCGUCCGGUGUCCGACCACAAUAAUAAUAUCAUCAUCAUAACAAUAAAUGAUAAUCAAUCGUGAUAUACGUUACAUCGGUCGUCAGUGAAUUUUUCCGUUUUCUUUAUCCGUCGGAUUUUUAUUUCGUUUUUCCUUCACCGUUUCCAGCCGUCCCGAGACACCGUUCACAAACGCUCGGCCUUUGACCAUCACAGUUAGACGCGUCCGGGGAUACCCCGCUGGUAUGAAUAAUUAUUGACGACGACGACGGGAUAGCAGCGACGCGAGACACGACACAACUCUAGUCAACAGACAUGCGAAUGACGACGUACGGCAACGGCGACGGUCGACCAGCGGCGACAUGUUGAUGCACCAUGUCAAGGCAUGGACGCUCUAAACAAUACGGUCCGGAACCGCCGCCGGCGGCCGUCUACACCAAGCCGCCGCCGCCGGUGCACGGCAACAACACGUACAACGGCCGCGCACAUCACCAUUACCAGCAGCAGUCACAACAGCAACAGCACCAGCAACUGCUGUUGCAACAGCAAUUUUACGGCACGCAGCAACAGUCAAACGCAGUGGUCGGAUCUAGGCCCCCGUCGAGCAGUCAUCACCAUCACUCGUUGCCCAGAAAUGCCUGGAGCGCAGACAGACAUUCUCCGGCAGCCGGCGGAUCUUCGUCGAACAGCUCGAACGACCGGGCGUACGCCACCCGCCGGACAAAGCACCAUCGGGUGUACAACAGCCAUCGGCAGACGUCUCGUGGCCACCACAAGAGUGGUGGCGGCGGCGGCGGCGGGGGGGCCACCACGGACCCGGACGCCUUGUCGUCGGUGACCACGGCCGGCAUCAAGUACAACCCGCUGCAGCAACCUCCCCCCCAACAGUUGAACCACCAAUCACUGCACCAACUGCACCACCAGCAGCAACUGCAGCACCACCACCGGCCGCAGAUGGCACCUGCUUGGCCACCGACUGAACCGCCGCCGUCGGCCGUUCACCAUCACCAGCAGCAACAGCAGCAGCCGGCCACUGCCGCGCAAUACUUGCCGCAGCCGCCACCGCCACAGUUACCUCCACAGAACACCGCGGCCGCGGUUUUGAGGCACCACCACCAGCCACCGGCGGCAGUGCCACUGUUGCUGCCCUCGUGCGACGUGGCCGUCGACGCCUGCGGCGGCCACUGUCCGAGGUUCGAAAACUUUUGCCAUUUCUGCUUGUUGGUGUUUUAUUUCGCGGGCAUCACGGUGGGCUUCCUGUUGAUCAUGGCGGCCGUCGUGUCCACCCGGGAUCCGCGGUUCCUCUACAUCGGCGGCCUGGUGCUGCCGGUCAGCGCGUUCCUGAUGGCCGUCCAGUGCCGGGUGCGGCAGGACGCCGACCGCCGGAAGCGGAACAGGCAGCUGAACGGCCGGCACCACCACAGGUCGAACGCGGGCGCCCUGAUGGUGAUCAACAACAACAACAGCGGCGGCGGCAACCAACACAACGGCGGCGGCGGCGGCGUCGUCGUCGGUCAACAGUCGGGCCCGGCCGCCGGCGCCGAGACCAUACCGCUGCAGAACAUCGCGAUGGCGCCCGCCGGCGGUGCCGAUAACGGCGGCACGCUUCGCCGGCAGUUUCAGGGCAACGUCUACCAGUACGUGGGCCAGAGGGACGGCGACAGCGAGGCCAACUAUAACGCGGCCAACGGCCAUCACUACGAUACGACGUCCGAAAUACAGCAAAUCGAAGGAGUGCCGUGGUGGAGACGAGAAGACAACAGACCGUAUCACAACCGCGCCCCUUAUCCGUAACCAACCGACACUGCACACACACGCGUCUCCGUUAUCAACUGGUCAUGAUUAUUAUUAUUUUUUUGUUUUUCUAUAGCUCCCCAUUGAGUUUGUGCGUGUAUGUGUGUGUGUGUGUGUGUGUGUAGGUUAAAUAUUAUUAUAUUAUAUACGAUUUGUAACUACAUUAAUUAUUAUUAUUAUUAUUAUUAUUAUUAUUUUUUGAAACUAAGUUUUUGUUCUCGUCCCGGUGCUUUGGGGCGACGUUUGUACACAUAUACAUAUGCAUACAUUAUAUUAUUAAACAACAUUACGUGUUUCGAUUGAAAUAUGUCUCCGCUGUGCCAAUGACUAAACCCUCCGAUAUCGGCAGUUGUGGGGGUCACAACAUUAUAAUAUUAACAUUGGUGUAUUUUGGAUAGGUUUCGAGCGUACUCGAUUAUAUGAAUAAUAACAUUUUAGCGUAUAUAUACUCAUUAAGUUCACAACGACACGUUGGUCUUGGUAUGCCUAUUCGAAAUCUCAAUGACGUGGACAAAACUGUCUAAGAUUAUUUGCAAUUUUCAUUUUCAGAUGACAGAUAUACUUGUAGUAGAUAUUAUAUCAUGCGACUAUCAAUAAAUACUUUGAAGUUUCAUAAUCUUUUGAUAGAUGGGUACCUACUAACUAUUAAUUUUUAUCCUUUAAACAAAUAUACGCGUAUAGGUGUAAUACGAUUACCUACUUAUAUAAUAAUCUCGAGAACAGAUGUGUGAAAAUAUAAAAUUUUCGUUUCUCGUUUUAGGAAGAGUACUUCAAGAAUUAUUUAUCCAAUACCUUCCCAAGUAUUCUAUACCUGUUUUUUAAUUUGCACGAUAAGGGCUUUGAGACUGUAUUAUAUUUGAUGAAGUUUUUUUUUACCGUUGUCACAUACGUUCUACUUACGCGAAAAAGGGUGUAUAUUCACGAAUUUGUUUAGCAAUACGUCAUCGUUGAGUACCUUACCUACCUACCUAUACCUAUUCAACGACCUUCCGAUCGGAAAAAAAAGGUACCCACUGCCGGCCGCGCUCAAUAACGAUCUCUCAUGUACGACGAAACGCAAUAAACAGUACCGUAGCGGAUAAUAAUGCAUAUAAAACUCGAUGUCAUGAUAUGUUACAGUCGAUUGACGGGUCAUAUAGGAGGUACGUUUUCCUACACUCAAUACUGCGUUAUAUUAUUAUGUACGACGCCUAUAUAUCGGAACGGUUUCACGGGAGAAAAGGACGCCGAGUCCUUGAAACCGAAAACCUUGUUAUAACCACAAAUACAAUUAUAAAAAAUACAUAUUUUUAAUAAUAACACCAAACAAAUAUCGUCUUUGGACUAUUGAAAAAAAAAAAAAUAAUAAUAAUAAUGAUGGUCAUAAAAUCAUAAUCGACGACAACCUUGCGCGCGAGUUAUUGUGGCGUGGCAUAAAAAUAUCGGUGAAAAUACAAUAGGUAUUGUAGGUGGGUACUUCAGUACUUGUAGCGUUUGUCCUUUAAUAUUUCGUCUUUUGAGUAAAAAUAUAAAACCCAACACCCGAUAAAGGAGAAAAUUGAUCUUAAAAAUCAAAACGACGCAAAAGUACUCUCUGGUCAACAAAUUCUACAAAAAUCAUUGGUGCGGACAACAGUGAAAUUGCGCACAGAAGAAAACUAAACUACGAUUAGGAUAUUUAGCGUGAAAAUUACCACUAACUAUCGUCGGAUAAUAGAUUUAUAAUUUGUUUGGUUUGUUGAUAAAUUUGUGGUUGAUGUA